ACCCCAGUUGUUUUCCUCUCUCUUUCACCCUCUUCCUUUUGUAAAGCAACUGUCGUUGUAAACCAACUACACAUGUCUGUGGUCGUUACGAGCGGUAUCUACUUACUAAAUGGUAGAAUCAGCACGCUGGCGUUUUUCUGCCGUCGUACAACACGGCAACCGAGAAUUUACCCAACAGAACCACCUACGACCCGGUGUGGAGCCGAAAAUUUCUUAUAAUAUCAUUGCAACCGCAAAAUUAUUGGAUAUAUAUUCGAAAUGAUUUCGAGGAUGUAAACCUUAGUUCCAACAACCAGACGACGCAUGCAUACAGAUGCAUCCAAGCGAAACUUGUACCACCAAAAACUACAAAUAUAACAGUGGCCUGUCAAAGAAACAAAGAAAGAAAAUAUAAAAAAAAAAAUACAAAAUAAUACACUCCAAACACUUCAAACAUAACAUAUACAACAAGUAUUCUUGUAAUAAUAACAGCGGUGAUAUAGCCAUAACACCUAUUCAACACACACAUACGCGCGCACACACCAACACUAAAAUCCAAACAUGCAUUCAAAAUAUAAUUAAAAAAAAAUACAAACAAACGGAAAGUGAAAGUAUAUUUGAUAAAUAAGAAAGGUUUGCGAUAUAAAUUAAGAGUAUUUCCACUAAUAUAAAUAUAGAAAUAUUUUAUAUAUUUUUAUGAUAAAUUAUUCUGGAUAACAAUUAUUUAUAUAUUUCUCUCUCUCUCCUUCUCUCCUCUCUCUCUCUCUCUCUCUCUCAAUUUAUUUCACUCCCUCUCUCUUUCCGUUCAAACACUUCUUAAACAUAUACCCAUGUGCACGCACAUCUAUAUAAAUAUAGACACUUAAACAGAUCAACAUAGUCUAAAAUAUACAAUUUUUUCUUCCCAUUACAACUCCCACCUUGUUGCUGUUUAGCCAUUAACACAAUCUUCAGUACAUUUUCCUAUUCUAAAUCACUCACACAGAUUUCUAACGUAAGGAAAUAAUUAUCAUUUUCAUUAAUGUCAUUAUUUUAAAGACAUUCCAAUAUUUUAAAAUGCCGGUAUAUUUGUAUUAUUUUCUUCCUCAUAUUGGUCAUACUUGUUCUUUUCGUUACUCUGGUAAAUAAUUUAGGGUAAAUACAAUUGAAAAUCUCACACUUAUCUUCCUUGAUCAGAUUUCGCUGCUGUUGCUUCCAUAUAUUAUUAUUAUUAUCUCUCUCUCCCUCUCUAGUUUUCUGUUUAAACACAUCUUUUCUCAAGCAAAUAUAUAUAUAUAUAUACAUAUAUAUAUAUAUAUCCAUGUGCAAUCACGUCUAACUGUAGAUACUUAAAUACAUCACUAUACAAGAAAUUAUACAAUCUUUUCCUACCAUUCCAACUUUCAUCUCAUUGUGAAUUUUUAGCCAUUAAAACAGUUUACUAUUCAUAUCAUUAAUAUAAUUAUUUAGAAUAUCACUUUGAAUACAAUUAUAUAUAUUUUGAGAUAAAUAUACUUAGAACUGGUUGUCAACUUUAUUCAAAUUUAAUUCAUUUUUUUUCUGCAAUAGUUCCUGAUGCACGUGUCAACAUUUGUUUCGUAAAUCUGUCUUUAUGCAUUUUUAAUCUAUCAUUUAAUGUAUCACCCCCUUUACUAAAUUACCUACUUAACUGAAUCCAUGUGGUUACAUACAAGCGUGUAUGCUUGUUUACUGCACACAUGAGACUCCUCCACAUCUAAAGUAUCAAUACAUACGAUCAUAUGAUAGAAUUCCCUACACUUCUUUAUGACGAACCUCCUGCUCUACGUCGUGUCAUAAAUCGAAGAGCUGAGUACGUUCCUAUAUGAGACAACACGUUCUUAAGCACACAACUAUGCUUGCAGGCAUGCGCAAGUUUGUAGUGUGACAACAGGUUGUUUGGCUGACAAUCUCCUUGCAUGCUUAGUUAAUUCUCUUACACCUUGAAACAUACACACAUAUUUCAGUUAUCUUUAUUUUUUUUCGUGUACAACUACAUUCGUUAUUAAAUCCAAGUAUGUAUUUUAAGCUACGGUAAAAUCUCUUACUUCUAUUAUCAACAAUUUAUGUAUUCAGCUCUCUAAACAUUUAUGGCUAUUGAUGGUGGUUACAGUGUUCUUUCUCUAAUUUUAGGCAUAAUUUACAUCCAUCUUUUUUAAAUACAUUAUUUUCUUGCCUUUUGCCUAUGUUUUCCAAUUCGCAUUUAUGUAAGACUUAAGUUAACAAUUGACUUUAAGGAACUGCAACUUCUCAACGCAGAAGGAAAAUGAGUGUGUGAAAAAGCAAUUAGAAAUAAUCCACUACUACAACUACUACUACUGUUCACGUAUAUAUUAUAUAUAUGUUCAUUAUUAAAUGUAACCAUAGCUAGAUGAUAUAGUUCCAUCUGCUAUACUGUAUACGUGUGCGUAAUUUAUAUAUAUAUAUAUAUAUAUAAUAUAUAUAUAUAUAGUGGCUGCACACGUGCCUGGUGUAGUAGUCAUCUGAGUGUUGCGUGUGGCAGUAUAGGCUUAAACUGUAUAGCUGUAGUAGUGGAGGCACAUUUCAUGCUUCUGCAAUAUUUCAGUUGAAAGACAACCCAAUAUUCUCCCCAGUAAUGUUAGCAGCAUUUACUGGUUAGGAAAAGCGAAACAGGGACAGCUGAUUAGGGAGUCAUUCUUUGAAGAUAAUAUUUCAAUUGAUGUAAAAAAAAAAAAAGCAGAUCUUUUGUUAGCGAUGAGAAAGAGACCUCCCAUUAUUAAGAAAUUUUCGAAUAAAUAUGAAACGGACAGAAAUAUAAUAUAUAUGUGUAGACUUGUGCAUCUAUAAUAAUAAUAAUAAUAAUAAUAAUAAUAAUAAUAAUAAUAAUAAUAAUAAUUUGAUAACAAUAAUAACCCUGACUGAAAUUAGACUGAAAAAAGAAUAGGAAGUUAGUGUCUAUAGAUUAUUAAGAAUUUUUGUAGAGUUGAUUGUUGUUUUUGUUGUCGCUGCUGCUGUUGCCGUUUUGCUGCUGCUGCUACUACUGUGAUUGUUGUUAUUGCUGCUAUUGUUGUUGCCACCGCUGUCGAUUGCUGAUCCCCACCUCUUUCGCGAUUGUGAAACAUCAAUCAUCUGUGGGGAAGUUCUUGUACCUGAAUUAAACUUCUUUUCCACUGCCUUCGCUUUCUUCCUCUCUCUUCCUUUCGGAAUUGUCAUUCAAAUGUGUCUGAUCGCAAAUUAUUUAGCAAACAGCUAAUGCGAAUGACGUGUCGACAUUAUUUAUAUUGAUAUUGUUUUAUUACAAGCAGCAACAAAAAAAGUCGGAAUAUAUACAGUGAUAGAAGAGAAGGGGGAAAAGUUAGUAAAUAAGCAUCCCUAUAUAAGAGAGGAAGGAAGGACCUAAGGGAGAAAGGAAAAUCAUUUACCACCCAUAACUACCGUGUUAGGUUUGACUGACAGCGACAACAGCAGCAGCGCAACAAGCACGAAUAACACCGACAGCAGAAUUAGCAAGGACGGUAGCAGCAGUAGCAUCAACAACAGCAACAUCAGCAGCUGUAGCGUGGUGUUAUUAGCCUUAAAUACACACCACAAUUAAUCUACUCCUCUACGCACAUACGUAUAUAUACUUAUCCCCAUUUUUGCGUGUGUAUUAUAAAUAAUAUAUGUCUAUAUAUAUGUAUAUAUACACACGCACUUAUCGAGGUUUUAGUUCCUUUCAAUAGCAGUUGCAGCAAGUGCAUUCGCAAAACAAGCUGCGUUAGAAAUUGCUGUCAGAUUUUGUCAUUUGCCAUUGCUGCAGCUGCUGCUGUUGUUGUUGUUGCUAUUAUUACCACUUUCGCUGCUGUUUUGUUUUUCUUUCCGUGACGCUGUUGUGGUCUUGUUGUUGCUGUAGUUGUAAGGCUAUUGCUAUGUAGAAAGUGUGGUGAGCUGCUGUUGUUGGUGUAGAUGUUGUCAAUACUUUGACAUCGAGUAAAAAAAAGAAUUUGCUGAUAGAUUGACUAAAGUAAAAAGACGGACAGACUGAGAACUCGAAGAUAGAUUUCACUUUUUUUAAAAUAUCUAUCACUCCUUCCCAACAUCCUUCAACUAAACCAUCUCAUUAAAAUGUAAACGCCUACACCCAUAGCAUCAUCACCGCAAUUUAUAAAAGCAUUAAUCUCAUCAGCAUCACCAUCAUCAGUAAUUGUCAUAAACAAAUUACGUGCAGGAGCACAAAAUAUUGUUGGCAAAAGAACAACAGCGGCGACAACAACAACAGUAGCAAAAGCAGCAACAGCAGCAACAGCGACAACAGCAGCAGUAACGACAUCUGCAAAUUCGAAAGUUUCAAUGAAAUAAACAUAAUUUAGUUUCCCUCGAAAUAUACAUAUAUCAAUAAAAAAUAAACUAUAAGUGAUAAUCUUUCUAUCUAUAUAUAAAUCUAUACACUGUUCUCUACAUUGAUAUAUAUAUAUAAUUAAUUAAUUUACUACGCAAACAAUUGUUAGACAACAUCAUAAACACGAAAAAUAGUACAGCUGCAAUCAUUACAAAUGAUUUCAGAUAAACUUUCCACAUAAAUAUAUUAUAAAGUAUAGAACUUCCGUUUUCAGUUUCAUAUGGUAAUAUUUGUUGAGUAUUUUGAACCGUAUAAUUAAAUGGUGGUUAAAAUACAUGUAUUAAAGCAGAACGGAAUAAGGUGAAUCGAUAGAGUACUGAUAGCUAUAUAUGUAUAUAUAUAUAUAAGUGUCAUUGAUGAAUGGUGAGUUUACGGAGUUGAAGUUGAGGGACUCCUAGAAGAUACGUUUAUAUAAAUAUAUAAAAUAUUUUCUUUUUUUCAUCAGAAGUAAAUUGUAAGGUGUAGCUAAUUAACUAAGAACGAAUUUACCUGUGUUUAUCAUACAUAAGCACAUUGACAAAGAAAUAUUCCUUGAAUUUUCUACACUCGAGAUUUAUUUCAAUUGACAGCAAUAAUUUAAAUUCUUAACAAUUAUCGAUUUCACUAGAAUACUAUUAAACAUCGUUAAGUUUUCAAAUAUCUAUUAUCGAUAUUGAUAAACGCAACUUUCUUUCAUAAAGAAUCUGAAUAUCUUCUUGUUUGUUAAGAAGGGAAUCUGAUUGAUUUACCCACCUUGUAUUUUGAUACCUUUUUAUAAGCGAAAUUAAUGUUAUCGCCCCGAAUUUACAUUAGCGCAACAAUAAGGCAAUAAAUUUUCAUAAAACUAAAACUUUAAGUAUAUGUUUAAACUGUUAUAAAAAGUAUGUACUGAUGUUGACAUAUAUAUAUUUAUAUAAAUAUAUGGGUAUAUAUACAUACGUAUAUACAUAAGUAUAUACUUAUAUAUGUUUAUAUUUAUAUAUAUAUGAAUAUAUAUUACAACAGCAAUACUCUUACGUAAACAAAAAUUGCAGUAGCCACAAACAAUAAAAUCACAAAUUUGCACUAAUUACUUAAUAAUUCACAUAUAGAUACUAGAUAGAUAUACAACAUUCAUACCUAUUACACAACUAUAUACAGAUAUACACCUAGCACAUCAACACACACACAUACAGCUACACAAUACAUACAUAUAUACAUAUAUCUAUAUAUACAUAAAAGUACAGAUACACACAGGUGAAUCCCUACAAGAAAAAAAAGCAUGCCUUCCUAAGAAAUAGGUGUGGACUGAUGAGAAGUCGGAGACAAUGGUGAUGUUUCGCUAUAUGACAAAUGGAAUUGCCGCUGUAUUUAUCGUUGUCACUGUCAUAGCGUCAGCUUUUACAUGCUACACGGCCAACGAGACAGACAACGUUGCCUCAAACAACAGAAUACCUAUAGGUGCUAUUUUUGAAGUUGAAAAGUAUGUGGUGCCAUACCACACGGGUUUUCGAUAUGCAAUCGGGCACCACAACCGGGAUCCUAAACAGCGUGACCGCUUCAAACUAGAGCUGGACGCCACAAUCAGCCAAAUCUCCAGAAAGAAUAAUUACGAGCUUGCUGCAACAAUCUGUGGUCACAUGGAAAAUGGUUCUUUUGUCCUAUUUGGUGUAAUAGACAGUUCAUCAGUUGAAGUAGUCGAAUCCUACAGUAGACGAUUCCGUAUGCCCUUCGUCUCUCCAGGUCUUUCCUUUACUGUUGACCCAGAGCAACCAAACUUCGAAAUUUACUUGCGUCCUGAUCAUACAAAUGCAGUGAUAGACAUGGUGAAAUUCUACGGUUGGAGAAGAGUACAUUAUUUGUACGACUCAAACGAAGGACUUAUGCGAAUCGAACAAAUAUUGAGCACGUUUACACGACAACAAUACAAUGUAUCCAUAUACAUGCAUCGACUUGAAGACGUAUCCCAAGCACAUGAUGAUCUACGAAUGCUUGACCGUUCGGUAUUGGAAUUUUACAAGUGUAUUAUACUUGAUCUUUCUUCACCUGGAGGAUAUGAGAUUAUUCUUAAACAAAUCAGUGAAGUCGGCAUGAAUAAAUUUGGAUAUCAUUAUUUACUCGGAUCUAUGGGAUUCAUUAAUCUUCCACUUGAGAGGCUGAAAUACGGCGGUGUAAACUUAACAGGUUUUCAACUACUUGACCCAGAUAAUCCACAAUUACAACAUUUUCUACGAAUCUCUGAGGAAGUGGACCGGGUAAGGUGCCCGGUGGCAGAGGGAAAUUGGACUACGCAUGAAGUUGCACUUUCGAUCGAUGCUACCAACGUGAUAGUUCAUGCCCUCGAGCAAAUGUUAAAAAACGAUAUAAAAGUGUUUCAACACACAUUCCGGCGCGGAAUUGUCUACAACCAUAAUAAGACAAAGGGUGUGCCUUGUUAUAUAAAGGACGCCUUGCCUUGGAUGCAUGGUGAUGCAAUUAUGUCUGCUUUGAAACAGGUCGAUAUCAGAGGUUUGUCUGGAAGAGUGGCUUUCGACGAACAAGGACGACGAAGAGAUUACAAACUGGAUGUCUAUGAAUUGCGGGUGGAUGAAGGUCUCAGAAGAAUUGGAAACUGGACACCAACUCAAGGUUUCAACGAAGUUGAGAUUGAACGUGCCGCCCCGCAACAAAACUAUACCAUGACAGGGAAAAGGCUGAUUGUUACCACAAUUGAAUCCCCGCCAUUCUUGAUGUUUAAAUCGCCAGCACCGGAUGGCAAGCCAUUAGUUGGGAACGACAAGUAUGAGGGAUACUGUGUGGAACUGGCAGAGCAUUUAAAGAGAAUCAUUCAUAGAGAUUAUAUAUUUCGUAUUGUGAAAGAUGGCAACUACGGCCAAAAGCUUAAGAACGGAACUUGGGACGGAAUGAUUGGUGAGCUCACACGCAGGGAAGCGCACAUAGCUAUAGCUCCUUUGACGAUAACAUCACAACGUGAGGAAGUGGUAGAUUUCUCCAAACCUUUCAUGAAUGUUGGCAUUAGCAUCAUGAUUAAGAAACCGGAGAAACAGAAGCCAGGCGUAUUUUCGUUUAUGGAACCACUAUCUUUGGAGAUAUGGACGUGUAUCAUCUUCGCCUUCCUAGGCAUUAGCGUAGGAUUAUGGCUGGUGAGUCGCUUCAGUCAGUGUGAAUGGCAUAAAGAUACGACAAUCAAUGGAGAACAGAUGGUAAAUGACUUUUCCAUCUCAAACUCUAUUUGGUUUUCGUUGGGUGCUUUGAUGCAGCAAGGCAGCGAUGAAUGCCCCAGAUCGCUGUCAGGCCGCAUCAUUGGAGGUGUGUGGUGGUUUUUCGUCCUAAUCAUUAUUUCGUCUUACACGGCCAACCUUGCCGCUUUCCUCACGAUUGAACGAAUGCUCACGCCUAUCGAAUCAGUUGAGGACUUAGCUAAACAAACCGAAAUUGCCUAUGGAACGAUUGGCUCCGGAACAUCUAAACAAUUUUUCAAGGAUUCAAACAACCCCACAUAUCAGAGGAUGUGGGCCUUCAUGUCAUCAAACCCUAGUGUGUUUGUCAAAUUAGUAAAGGACGGAGUGCACAAGGUGCGGAACUCCAAGGGAAAGUAUGCCUUUCUUCUAGAGUCAUCAAGUAAUAUUUACAUUAAUAAUCGCAAACCGUGCGAUACCAUGAUGGUCGGUGGAACACUUGACUCAAAAGGUUUCGGUAUAGCAACACCUAAAGGUUCUCCCAUCAGAGAUUCAGUGACAUUAGCAGUUCUUGAACUUAAAGAAGAAGGUUCUUUGCAUAAGCUGUAUCAGAAAUGGUGGUAUGAGAAAGGCCAAUGCGGUUUCGAUUCAGGAGGCGACUCGAAGAAACGCGAGUUGUCACUAAGCAACGUAGCUGGUGUGUUCUAUAUUUUGAUAUGUGGACUAGCACUAGCUAUAGCCCUUGGAAUUCUGGAGUUUGUCUGUAAAUUAAAAUGCCACGGAAAUAAAGGUGAAUAUAUUCCUGGCCGAAAGUCAGGCGAUGGAAUUUCUGGUGACAAAGAUGGACCUGGCCAUCUAUGCCCCGAUUAUAUGCCUGAAAAAGCUGUUUCUACGUUCACGUACACUGCUCCACAACUGAUAGCGUUUGAGUCUUAUGCUGACGGCAACUCCCAUACGCAAGUAUAACAGCAGCUAGGAGUGUUGUGCUGAGACACAACCGAAGGCUAUGAGACAUAAACGCGACAGUAGACAGGCCACUGUCCACCCCUCUGAUGUGUGAAUCCGACAAAAAAUAUAAACCAAAAACUAAACUGCCAAUUGAACCAUUGUUUCGGAUAUAUACAUAUAUAUAUAUACAUAUUAUAUAUAUAUAAAUAUAUAUAUAUAGGACCUCAACUACAGUCAGAACAACAUCAAAGCACAUUGGCUGUAUAAUUACCUCUCUCUAUGUUUCUUGACUUCUUUAUUUUCGUUAAAAUCCUACUUCAAAACAGAACAAAGUUAUUUAAACAUAUGAUAAAGAAGAACAACAUCAGUUGAAAAGGAAACAAAAAUAUAGUUACAACUAAUAUAUUGCAUCAAAGUGAACGAGUAUUUUUUUUCUCACGCACGAAAACCCCUUUUUAUGCUCGGUUUAUAUUUACACUAUAAUUUUCGUUUCGAUUUUUCGUUCUGUUUUUUCCAUAUUACGUUUCGGUUGUUCUGCAGUCACAAUUUAUAUCAAAAUUUAUCUGUUUACGUUAUGGAAAAUGAAUGAGAGGACACAAUACGUGCCACUCGACUGGCACCACUUAACCUUCAUCAAAGACAAUCGAACGUCAUCAUUCAUGAAGAGUAAUUGUUAUGGCAGACGAGAUGUGAAAGUUUGGGUUGAUGGAGCACGCAUAUACUUCAUUUGACAAAUCUAAUUGUAUAAUAGUAGUACUUUGAUCUCUCUCUCUCUCUUUUUCUCGCACAGUUGGUAUGUGUAUAUAUAUAAAUAUAUAUACCGCGCACAUAUACAUAAUUUGUGAGUCACACAUUUCUAAUUGCAGUUGUAUCAUGAUACAGGUAUCUAAUGUAACGUCUACAUAGGUAGAUGGGUGGAUAUAAAUAUACACAGAAGCGAAACUAAUGUGUAAAAACACACAAUAUAUUUAAUUUACUAGAAAUCAUUUGCUCAUGAACGAACUAUAUUAGAAUGAGGAACCGAAUAUUUGUCAAAUAUUUAAAUCUGAAUGUUGAAUCCUCACAAAUCUAAAAAGUUCUUCGUCGAUAAAACUUGGUUGUUUACAUAUAAAUAAACUAAAGUUACUCUUUCUGUAUCAUAACACCGAAAUUCUUUCUUUGAUAGUAAACAAUAUUAUAUAAUAGCGAAAAUUACGUGCGUAACUGUGAAAGAUAUAUCGAACUGAAUGCGCUGAAAACUAUUUAGUACAAGGCGAAUCAUAUUAUGGAUAUUUGUUGAUAGAAGACUAGCCAUUAUUAGCGUUACAGUUGAUAUCAAGAAAAUAGUUUCCAUUAAUGGAAUGCUUGCUUUAAUGUUUCUUGAGAAUAGUUCAUUUAAUAUCAGAUUCAUGUUUGUCCAUAUACCAGGCAAAUUAAAGCCUUUAUAUUUGUAAACGUAAAAAUCUUCAUGUGAAAUUGUAAUUCAGUGUAAUUGCUUAAGUAAAAUAACUCAUUGGUCUAAUGUUUUGUACAUUUUUAAACCAUGCUAAGAUGAAACAUUUUGGUCGACGAAAGCCAACUUUGAUCUUUCUUUAUAAUAAAUAUGUAUCUUUGUCAAAAAGUAAUCAGAUACAAAUGGCGAUGAUAAAAUAAAAUA
Octopus sinensis (East Asian common octopus) is the source of this 10036-nucleotide messenger RNA. RefSeq names its product glutamate receptor-like. The record is from RefSeq and is a predicted model, not a curated record. Bases 5602 to 8418 code for a protein of 938 amino acids. Gene Ontology annotation, cellular component: plasma membrane; postsynaptic membrane. Gene Ontology annotation, biological process: monoatomic ion transport; modulation of chemical synaptic transmission; synaptic transmission, glutamatergic. The transcript has 19 exons. NCBI's taxonomy places the organism in Eukaryota, Metazoa, Mollusca, Cephalopoda, Octopoda, Octopodidae. Gene Ontology annotation, molecular function: glutamate-gated receptor activity; transmitter-gated monoatomic ion channel activity involved in regulation of postsynaptic membrane potential.